This is a messenger RNA of Microthlaspi erraticum, 1293 nucleotides long. The record is from the annotation of a GenBank genome assembly. NCBI's taxonomy places the organism in Eukaryota, Viridiplantae, Streptophyta, Magnoliopsida, Brassicales, Brassicaceae.
AUGGAGGAUAUGGUGGGGUUUGGAUUCCGUCCGACGGACGUUGAGCUCGUCGGCUACUAUCUCCGCAACAAAAUUCAUGGCGAAAAUGAGCUCGUCGAAGGAGCCAUUAACGAGGUCAACAUCUGUAGCUUUGAUCCUUCGGACUUGCCCUCCCAGUCGAAGAUCAAAUCGAGAGAUCGUAUGUGGUAUUUCUUCUCUCGUAGGGAGAACAAGUACGCGAGUGGGAAUCGACAGAGCCGGAGAACGGCUUCUGGGUCUGGGUUCUGGAAAAUUACCGGAGAUCAUGUCGACGUCAAAGAUCAGUGGGGAACUUGGUGUGGAAGUCGAGGCACUGUUAUUGGUCAGAAAAGGGUUUUGGGUUUCCACAGGGGAAAGAGCUCAAGCUCAAGCUCCAAGGGCACCAAAUCUGAUUGGGUUAUUCACGAGUAUCACUACACUCUCUUGCCCGAAAAUCAGAGGACAUAUGUCAUCUGCAGGCUGGAAUAUAAAGGUGACAACCUGAACGUUAUAUCUGCUAAGGCAACAGAUCCUACUCCCACUUUUGCCGCCAAUAUGACUACUAGUGCUGGUUCUGUGGUCGACCAAUCACUUCAAGGAUCUUACAACACUUUCUCUGAGUACGAAUCAGCAAAUCAUGGCCAGUGGUUUGCCGGCGACUUGAACACGCAUCAAUCAGGAUUUUUAAACAAUCUCUAUGAGUAUGAUUCAGCAGAUCAGUGGUUUGCUAGCGACUUUAACGCGCAGCAACAAGCUCCUUACUUUCCCCCAUAUGGAGAGGAGUCGCAGAUGAUUUGGGACUAUGAGAUUAGACAAAACUUUGAGUCUUUGGUAGAUGAAAGGACACAUAUGCAAGAGAAUCGCAGUGAGCACCGCCCAAAAGAUCCUGUGUCAGGGGUUUUCGCCGAUGAUAGCAGUGAUGACGACACUGACUCAAUGAUUUGCGGAGACACUUCGAGCUCGACUGAUAGUGUUGCUAGCUCAAACGGACCGUACCAUACUCCAUCGAGUACUAUUGAGCCGUUGCAGGAUUACGUUGCACAAGAGCAGCCAAAGCAGCUGAAGUUGCAGUUGCAGGGCGAUGAAAAGGUGAUGAAUGCGCAGAGAAGCGAAUGUGAGUGGAAAAUGGCUGAAUACUCAGUCAAGAAAGCAACAUCAACCACCGUGGUGAAGCAGAGAUGGAUUGUUUUAGAGGAGAUGAGUCAAAGGAAGUCACAGUGGGACUAUCUCAAGAACAUGGUCACUGGGUUCUUGCUCUUCAUCUUCAUCAUUGGCUGGAUCAUUCUAGUUGGUUGA